Messenger RNA from Columba livia (rock pigeon), 1130 nucleotides. RefSeq names its product proline and glutamate rich with coiled coil 1 (gene PERCC1). Lineage: Eukaryota; Metazoa; Chordata; Aves; Columbiformes; Columbidae. The coding region runs from base 220 to 996 and encodes 258 amino acids. The transcript is spliced from 2 exons. The record is from RefSeq and is a predicted model, not a curated record.
UGGCUAGUGAACCAUUAAGGUGAGCCCUGCCUUCCGUCCCUGCGUCCCUCCCCGCGCUGCUCUCCCGUUGCUGGGUGCUAAAGCAAACCCCAGCUCUGUUUACCGAGUCUACUAUUACAAUACAGCGACCAAAUAUUUGCCAGCCGUCAGCUCGCUGCUCCGCUAUAAAUACUUCAGGCCCAGGUGGAGGGACGGCGAGGGGGAGCGGCGCGGGAGCCUAUGCAUGGCCGGGCGGCAGUGCCAAGGGUGAGUCCAGGCCCCAGGGUGCCCCUGCGUGCCAACAUGGCUGCAGGUGUCAUCCAGCCCCUGGCCAAGCUGCGGCUGCCCUUGCCCUUCCGGCAUGAUCUGCUGCUGCCUGCACGCCCCGAACCCGACUUUCCUGACCUCUCUGAGGAGGAGGAAGAGGAGGAAGAGGAGGAAGAGGAGGACGACGAGGAGGAGACAGCAGAAGAGAAUGUGGGGCCGGAGCUGGCCAUCCCCAGUGCUGCUGAGACCACCCUGCAGCUCCUCAAGUUUUCGGAGCUCAUCAGCUGCGACAUCCAGCGGUACUUUGGGCGGCGGGGCCGGGAGGAGGCCGCCAGCAGCUGCAGCAUGCCCGAGGACUACAGCUCACCCCAGUGUGCCAAGGCUCAGCCCGAUGCCACGGCACUGCAGGGUGGCCCCGGGGCCGUGCACAGGCUGGGGCCGCUGGCUGAGCUCUUUGAGUACGGCGUGCACCGGUGCCUGCCACCUCAGGCAGCCGGUGGCAAGACGCAGCGGCUGGAGAGGAAAUACGGCCACAUCACUCCCAUGCACCGGAGGAAGCUGCCGCCCUCCUUCUGGAAGGAGCCAGGCCCUGGCCCCACCAGCCUCCUCCACACCAGCACCCCCGACUUCAGCGACCUCCUGGCCAACUGGACGGUGGAGCCGGGGCUGGAGCUGCCAGGCACAGGGCAGGAGCCGCCGUCUGAGCCAGGUCGCCCAGGGCUGGGGGCUGAGCCCUUCACUGGGCUGUGACCCCACCAUGGCCCCGGGGGCCCCUGGCCCGGCCACGUGCCACCCAGUUAAUGAUAAACCCAGUGGCCCCAGUGCCAGCACCGGGGCACCUGGAGCCAGCAAUAGGAUGAGUGAAUAAAUGACUCCCGCCAGGC